CGGUUUCCACCACGUGCAAUGAUGACAGUGGUGUAAUGUAAUUUUAAUUUUGUUAUUGUAAUUAUACAAUUGUAGCAAAGAGUAACCACUUACUCUUGGAUUGUAGUAUUUGUAGUACUUGUAGUUACGUUGUGUAUCAAAGAUUAAUUAAUUAAUCUUUAUCCUUUUUUUCUGUUGAUUAAUCCAUAAUUGAUCUGUUUCGUGCUAAGCCUUAUAACACCGUUAAAAUGAGUGAGAGUGGGCCUCAGCCACUAUACAAGUUCAAGAGCUUCAACGUAUUCAAAACAUCCAUGUUCAAAACACCUUUAGUUCAAGUUGAAGAUGGUCCAGAAUGGUUACAAGUCAAGAAAAUUUUUCCUAUCAUGAACGACGAUUUUUCUCUUGACACUGAACUACAUGAUGAUAUGGUAGAAUUUGAGAAUACAAUAAAACUUAUCAAAGAAACGUGGGAAGUAACUAGCUUCGUACAUCAUUAUUUUAUAUUCAGAUACGAAAGAUUUGUAAGAUCGAAAGUUAUUCCUGAAUUUAUUGAAAAACUCGAAGAUAGAGAAUCCAAUAGAUUCUUUGAAGCGGUUUCCUUUUUGUAUCACCACUAUCAGAGAACUGUUAAGAUGGUGAGAGAUAUAUUCAAACUUGGGGCAAAUAAUGGAAAGCCCAUUAUAUCAUUUAGUGAUAAUCCAGAGGAAGCUGUUAGAACAAAAUUUUCAGGCUCAUUAUAUCGCCUUUUGCAAACAGAACAUGAAGCAGUGAUUAAAGCCUAUUAUAGGUAUGAUCUAUCUUCAUAUGAUAGCAGUAAUAACACUACAUUGAAGUGUCCAAAUUGCGAGGUAGAAAAGUGUCCACGAUGUGGUGAUUGGUUGGAAGAGUGUUCCAGGAAACUCAAAGAAAUGCAUGUUCUACAUAAUAUACUGCAUUCAGUAAUAUUAUCAUUAGUCAGUGAGUAUAUGGAUUCACGCAUUAAGGAGAUUUGUGAAGGAGACCUUAAAGAAUCUUAUAUUGAAAAUCUGGAGAAGUGGCUCAAUGAAAUUAUUCUCAAAUGGCUGUCGAAAACUUGUGCUUUAGAAGAGGGUGUAUCUGCUGAUGAUAAACUGCAAGUUUUUCAUAGAACAAUAUUGAGUGACCACCUAUAUUCUUCGUAUACCAAACACCGAAUUAAUCAACUUUUCAAAAUCAUUAUUGAAUAUCCAGAUUCAUUACCAGUUCUACAAGAUAUAAAGGAAUGGUUGCCAAAAACAAAUUUACGACGUUAUUUCAUCGAUACACUCAAAAGGGAGAUGAAGACUCGUCUGUUGCAUCCAGGCGUUGGUACUUCUGAUAUAUUAACAGCUUAUGUUGCAACCAUAAGAGCUCUCAGAGUACUUGACCCGUCAAGUCAAUUAUUAGACGCAGUUACAGAACCAAUUCAUGAAUAUCUCAGAACUCGCUCGGAUACUGUAAGAUGUGUGGUAACCAGUUUGACAGAAGAAGGACCCAAUGAUCUUGCUGAAGAACUCGUUAGUGGGGAAGUUAUGCAACCAGAAGAAGAAGAUGAAGAUGAUUGGAUGAAUUGGGUACCACCACCUAAAAAUCCUAUUCCAACUGAAUCAAAAACAAAAUCCAAAUCCUCAGACAUCAUAACAAUGCUGAUCAAUGUGUAUGGAAGCAAGGAAUUAUUUGUCAAUGAAUAUAGAACAUUAUUAGCUGACCGAUUAUUGUCCCAACUUUCGUGUGAUACAGAAAAAGAGAUCAGGUAUCUGGAAUUAUUGAAAUUGAGGUUCGGUGAUGCCCAACUGAAUUAUUGUGAAGUGAUGCUGAAAGAUAUUGUAGAUUCGAAGAGAAUCAAUCAGCGUAUCAGGGAAGAUCCAUCUUACAAUCAAGAGGAGAACUUCGUAUCAGCAAUGAUAGUCUCCGCUCAGUUCUGGCCGCCUUUCAAAGACGAUAGAUUGGAACUGCACCCAAGGGUAGUGAUACCGAUGCAGAGAUUCACUGGCAGUUUUGAGGCAUUGAAAGGGAACAGAACUUUGUUGUGGAAGAAUCAUCUUGGGGUUGUGGAUUUGGAGAUAGAGAUUGGAAAUAAAAAGUUGGAAUUGACAGUAUCUCCUUUUAAUGCAAUUGUUUUGUUGUAUUUCGAAGAGAAUAGAGAAUGGUCACUAAAGAAGCUAAGUAAGAAGAUGAUGGUUCCUUAUACUGCACUGAAAAGAAAGAUUACUUAUUGGCAAUCUCAAGGCUUAAUUACAGAGUCUGAAUCUGACCCUGAUGUUUACGUGUUGGAAGAAGAUAAUGUAGAAAGUGGUGAUGUUGAGGCCGAUGUAGAAGAUUAUGAGACUGAAUCUGUGAUGACAAGUACUAAGGAUCAAAGAAAUGAAGAAUUACAGACUUUCUGGUCAUAUAUAGUGGGCAUGCUCACAAACCUGGAGUCACUAUCAUUAGACCGAAUCCAUCAAAUGCUGAAAAUGUUUGUUUUUGAAGGAACAAGCACAGAAUACAGUAUGGAAGAGUUACAGAAUUUCCUUGAUAAAAAGAUAAGGGAGCAUCAACUUAUACUUUCAAAUGGAGUGUAUAAACUACCUAAAUGAAAUGUGAAGUGAUACAACACACUGAGACUGAUUAAAAUGAAUUUUUUUGAUAUU
This is a messenger RNA of Coccinella septempunctata (seven-spotted ladybird), 2609 nucleotides long. It is a transcript of the gene morula, whose product is annotated as anaphase-promoting complex subunit 2. The coding region runs from base 228 to 2555 and encodes 775 amino acids. The record is from RefSeq and is a predicted model, not a curated record. The transcript is spliced from 8 exons. Gene Ontology annotation, biological process: ubiquitin-dependent protein catabolic process. Gene Ontology annotation, molecular function: ubiquitin protein ligase binding. Lineage: Eukaryota; Metazoa; Arthropoda; Insecta; Coleoptera; Coccinellidae. Gene Ontology annotation, cellular component: anaphase-promoting complex.